UUUGACUUAAGUCACCUUCUUCCAUUCGCGGGACCUUAUUCAUUCCAGUUUUUUCAUUCAAAAUGAAUUUCAUUCGAGUGAGGUCUUCUGCGCUGGUUGGAAGUAUCGGUCGCGGCUCGUAUUCUUGUUUUACCUAUCAUUCAACUGAUAACAAACAAUCACUUUCGAGUCUUGGCUCUCUAAGGCACUUUGCAAAGUCACCAUCCAGCAGUAUGAAAUUUGUCCAGUUCAAAGCGGGUGCCGAUAGCAAGCAGCGGCUCGGUGUGCUGUCUGCAGACGGCAGCAAAGUUGCCGACAUCUCGGACGCUUUCACCGGUGAUCUAAUCGCGCUCAUCAAAGCCGGCACAUCGUUAGAUGAAGUCAAACGAAAGGUGGAACAAGCGACCAGCAUUCCGCUGACCGGGGUCAGCUUGCUGGCACCAGUAACCAAUCCGCAAAAGAUACUCUGCGUAGGACUUAAUUACCGGGGACACUGCGAAGAGCAAAACAAACCCAUUCCGAAGGAACCGAUGUUUUUCAGCAAAUAUGCGUCGACUAUCGUUGGACCGUACGAUGGAGUGACUGCCCAUCGUAUCACCGAUCAAAUUGACUGGGAGGUAGAGCUAGCUGUUAUUAUCGGAAAGGAGGCAAGGCAUGUGACCCGAGCGAAUGCCAUGGAUUGCGUUUUUGGAUACACGGUGGCGCAGGAUAUUUCAGCUCGCGAUUGGCAGAAGACUCGUAAUGGCGGACAAUUUCUGAUCGGUAAAUCCAUGGAUACGUUCUGUCCGCUGGGUCCGGCUGUAGUACACAAAUCGCUGGUUCCGGAUCCGCACAAUCUGGUUAUUAAAUGUUCCAUCAAUGGAGUGGAAAAACAGAAAGGAAAUACCAGCGAAUUGGUGUUCAGAAUUGACGAUAUUAUCGAACGAGUGACACAAUCAAUUACCCUCGUUCCUGGGGAUGUCAUUCUCACAGGAACGCCAGCCGGCGUUGGAAUGCACCGCAGCCCACCGGAGUUCCUCAAGGUUGGCGAUGUUAUUGACAGUGAAAUCGAAGCAAUUGGACAAAUCAAAAAUAAAGUCACUGCUGAUCAAUAACAAGUAUCGGUAAAAAUAUUAAGUUUGUAAUAAAGCUUUAUUGAGUUUAUCAACAUU
Sabethes cyaneus is the source of this 1130-nucleotide messenger RNA. Its product is annotated as fumarylacetoacetate hydrolase domain-containing protein 2. The coding region runs from base 63 to 1073 and encodes 336 amino acids. The transcript has 4 exons. NCBI's taxonomy places the organism in Eukaryota, Metazoa, Arthropoda, Insecta, Diptera, Culicidae. Gene Ontology annotation, molecular function: hydro-lyase activity. The record is from RefSeq and is a predicted model, not a curated record.